Sinocyclocheilus anshuiensis is the source of this 440-nucleotide messenger RNA. RefSeq names its product catenin delta-2-like. The record is from RefSeq and is a predicted model, not a curated record. NCBI's taxonomy places the organism in Eukaryota, Metazoa, Chordata, Actinopteri, Cypriniformes, Cyprinidae. The transcript has 3 exons. The annotation marks the transcript as partial.
GCUUUGCCUCCGCGCGAGCCGCAGCGAUUCGCUCCUUCAGCAGCCGAUGCUUGUCCCUCACUGUCAAAAUUCAGAGAACAGUUCGUUUCCUUAAAUAACCUCAGCAGAGCAUGAACGUAGGAUUCUUAUCCAGCUGAGUUACGGAUUUAAAGCGGAGAGAGGAGAGCGUUUGUUCCCUGGACAUCAUUUGAAGUCAUGCCAGUUCCAGAACAGCCUGCUGAAGUAGAGAACGCCACCAUGCUCAGCCCAGGACUGAAUGCUUCUAAUGGCGACGGAUCUGAGACUGAGACCACCUCUGCCAUUCUGGCCUCUGUGAAAGAGCAGGAACUGCAGUUUGAAAGAUUAACUCGAGAGCUGGAGGCGGAGCGUCAGAUAGUGGCUACUCAGCUGGAGCGAUGCAAACUGGGAUCUGAGACAGGUGGCAGCAUGAGUAGCAUCAG